AUGGCAGGCGGUGUCAAGAAGCCCGUCAACGUGUUCAACCUCGAACACACCGGGGAGCCUGCAGGCGUCUUCAACUGGCGGCUCUGGUUCGCUGUUGUGUCCUUUGGUCUGCUGGGUGCAGCCCGAGGCAUUGACGAAGGUCUCAUCAGUGGCGCCUUCAACUCCUUGGACUUCCAGGAUGCCAUCAACUACGACUCAUACACUCUCAAGGAGAGGGCGAACAUCAAGGCAAACGUUUCAGCAAUGGUACAGAUCGGCUCUGUGGGCGGUGCAUUGAUUGCUUUCAUGAUUUGUGAUCGAAUCGGUCGUAUCUGGGGAGUCCGCGUCCUGUGCACCCUCUGGGCCAUUGGCAUCGCCAUAUUUAUGGUUGGCGGUGUUGCCGGUAACCUAGGCGCCAUCUAUGCCGGCCGUUUCGUUGCUGGCCUCGGCAUCGGACAGGCUUCAGUCAUCGGCCCAGUCUACAUUGCUGAAAUCGCACCCGCCUCAGUUCGUGGUCUCUGCACCUGCUUCUUCUCUGGCGCCGUCUAUCUCGGCAUCGUACUCGCAUACUUCACCAACUACGGGUGCCACUUGCACAUCGCCAGCACAGAUCACAACCAGUGGCUUGUCCCUACCAGCCUACACAUCAUGUUCUCUGGCGUUCUCUGCUCCCUCACCUUCUUCCAGGUGGAGAGCCCCCGUUAUCUCAUCAAGCAAGGAAAACGUGAGGCGGCUGCCCAGGUCAUGGCUCGGCUGCGCCAGCAACCUGUCGACAGUGAUUAUAUCAUCCUGAGCAUCAACGAGAUUCAAGUCAGCCACGAACACGAGCUCGAGGCCACCGAGGGCAUUGGCUGGACCGGAAAGCUCAAGGAACUUUUCUGCAACAAGAGCAACCUCUAUCGUCUCUACAUGUCUACUGCUGUGCAGAUCUUGGCGCAGUGGUCUGGCGCAGGCUCAAUCACCCUGUACGCGCCUGAUCUCUUUGAGAUCCUUGGUAUCAGUGGCAGUUCCGAAGGGCUCUUGGUAACCGCUGUGUUCGGCAUUGUCAAGCUCUGCUCGGCUGUUUGCUGCGCUCUCUUCUUGGUCGACUUUAUUGGACGCAAGAAGGCCCUGAUACUUGGUAUUGCGCUCCAAGCCAUUGCCAUGAUCUACGUGGCAUCGUUCCUAACAGCUGUGCCAGAACUUGGGGUCGUCGAUGGAUUUAUCCUACCCGCUUCCAAGCUUGCCGCCAGUCGUGGUGCUAUUGCUAUGAUCUAUAUCUCCGGAGUCGGCUGGGCCCUUGGCUGGAAUACCAUGGCGUAUAUCCUGACGGCGGAGCUAUUUCCUCUGCGCAUUCGCGCCCUCGCUACGUCGUGGGUCAUGGGUCUUCACUUUGCAGCGCAGUACGGAAAUACCCGUGCAGUCCCGAACAUGCUGCUGCCCCUUGCGAAAGGCGGAAUCUCUCCUAGCGGAACCUUUUGGUGCUUUGCUGCGGUCACAACUUUUGGUGGAAUCUGGGUUUGCUUCUCUGUUCCUGAGACUGGCGGCCGAAGCCUCGAGAGCAUGGAUCGGCUGUUUGACCUGCCGUGGUAUAAGAUUGGCCUCUAUGGGAACAGGGAUGCCGAGAGGCAAGAUCAGGUCUUCAACGAGAAGGAGAGAGCUGCGGGCGAGGAAUUGGGCCAUGGCGAGCAGAUUGAAAGGAUUGAGGACGGGAAGCAAGUCGCUCAAACAGACCAGACUGUAAUACUUACCUUACAUUUGAGCUGA
Emericellopsis atlantica is the source of this 1725-nucleotide messenger RNA. Its product is annotated as MFS quinate transporter. The transcript has 2 exons. Gene Ontology annotation, biological process: carbohydrate transport; transmembrane transport. NCBI's taxonomy places the organism in Eukaryota, Fungi, Ascomycota, Sordariomycetes, Hypocreales, Bionectriaceae. Gene Ontology annotation, molecular function: carbohydrate:proton symporter activity. The record is from RefSeq and is a predicted model, not a curated record. The coding region runs from base 1 to 1725 and encodes 574 amino acids. Gene Ontology annotation, cellular component: membrane.